Dunckerocampus dactyliophorus (ringed pipefish) is the source of this 2315-nucleotide messenger RNA. It is a transcript of the gene mettl16, whose product is annotated as methyltransferase 16, N6-methyladenosin. NCBI's taxonomy places the organism in Eukaryota, Metazoa, Chordata, Actinopteri, Syngnathiformes, Syngnathidae. The record is from RefSeq and is a predicted model, not a curated record. Gene Ontology annotation, cellular component: nucleus. The coding region runs from base 515 to 2167 and encodes 550 amino acids. Gene Ontology annotation, molecular function: 23S rRNA (adenine(1618)-N(6))-methyltransferase activity. The transcript is spliced from 9 exons. Gene Ontology annotation, biological process: rRNA base methylation.
UUUUCCCUCGAUAAUAUUUACAUUAAAAAUUAAAAGCUAUGGGGGUAGCAGAAUGUAGAUGUUGCAUACGAUGCCAAAAACACUAAAAAGUGUUCGUUUUAAGCUUGUUGACGUUCGCCCUCAUUGACGGCAUCGUGAAGCGCGGUCGCAUAGUAAUGACGUCACAUAACCAGGAAGUACACGACGGAGACUGGAAAACGUUUAGAGAACGCGAGUUGAGUUACUUUAGCAUUCAGUCACAAUAAUUAUUUAGGUAUGUUUAACUGAAUUGUAGCUGAACAUACGAAUGAUUUUUAUAAUAACUCGAGUUUCAGUCUUUCUUACAUAACGUUUCCUUACGCUAGAAUAUAUUUAGAUAUAGUAUAACAUUUGAAAUAUGCGCUACCCAAGUUAAAGGCUCAGCGUGUUCUUGUAGCCUGUCAGCUCUUAGAAAUUAAACUAAAGCUUUGGAAUCUAAUUACGCGAAAACUGAACACAACCCUCGGUUUUGUGCUGCCGUAAUAGGACGGGAGUCAUGUCUCUGAACAAGUCCAUGCAUCCCAGAAACCGCUACAAAGACAAACCACCAGACUUUGCAUACCUGGCCUCGAAAUAUCCAGAAUUCCAACAGCAUGUCAACACCAGUCUGAGUGGACGAGCCGUAGUGAAUUUCAAGGAGCCGGAGGCUGUGAGAGCUUUGACAUGCACCCUACUGAAGGAGGACUUUGGUUUGACCAUUGAGAUCCCUCUGGAGCGCCUCAUACCCACCGUGCCUCUUCGCCUCAACUACAUCCACUGGGUGGAGGAUCUCAUCGAUGGCCAGAAGCAACCACGGAGAGGCAUUGACAUCGGCACUGGUGCAUCUUGUAUCUACCCCUUGCUGGGAGCCACAAUGAACGGCUGGUACUUCCUUGCCACCGAGGUGGACGAUAUCUGCUUUGACUACGCUACCAGGAACGUGGAGCAGAACCGUUUGUCUGACCUUGUUAAAGUGGUCAAAGUUCCCCAGAAGACACUGCUGAUGGACGCCUUGAAAGAAGAGACAGAGAUUGUGUACGACUUCUGCAUGUGCAACCCUCCUUUUUUUGCCAACCAGCUUGAGGCCAAGGGGGUCAAUUCAAGGAAUGCACGGCGGCCUCCUCCCAGCUCCGUGAACACAGGCGGGGUGACGGAAAUCAUGGCGGAGGGUGGUGAACUGGAGUUUGUUAAGAGGAUCAUUCAUGACAGUCUGCAGCUCAAGAAACGCUUGCGGUGGUACAGUUGCAUGCUUGGGAAAAAAUGUAGCCUGGCACCGCUGAAAGAAGAGCUGAGGAAGCAAGGGGUACCCAAAGUGACGCACACAGAGUUCUGCCAGGGACGCACCAUGCGGUGGGCGCUGGCCUGGAGCUUCUAUGAUGAUGUCAUUGUUCCAUCGCCUCCCAGUAAGAAGCGCAAACUGGAGAAAGCGCGGAAGCCUCUGUCGUUCACACUCCCACAGGUGGCUCUCAAAGAACUCCAGAUAAGAGCCCGUGCUCUGGGUUGCACUGGAUGCCAUCCUGCGGACGCCAUCACAACCCUGCUUGAGAAGACGCUGACUGAGCUUCGGGUGCUACACAAACGUGUUCCGUGCCGAGAGCAGGAGCAGAGCCUCCUCCUGACUGCUGUGGAAAACACUUGGAUCCACGGACGGCAGAAGCGACGCGAGCAAACUCGCCAAUUGCGAGAGCUGCCCAGAGCACCUCAAGGUGCCGUGGUAGCAGCUGCUACAUCCACACCGCCACUUAGCCAAAACAAGCGGGAGGAUCCCUCACAGCAGUCAGCUGACCAGCGGCCACCUGCAGAGCAUAUUGGCAAUGGAUCCCCUCCAGCUGAAAGUGUUUUGGUAGAAUCACACGCCGCAGGUGGAGCAGAAAAGGAGAUCUUGGAAAAGAUUGCAGCUGAACGUAUAGAAACAGAGCCUGGGGCCUGUCCUGCAAAAACUUGUUGGCCAAAGGACAGCCCUGCAGCAGCAAGUGAGCCCCCAUUAAAACCAUCAGGCAGUCUGGGGUCAGUGGAACACUUCCUGUUUAAGUGUCUGCUCAAUGUGUUGCAUGAAGACAGCAAUGCAGUGAUCGAGUUGCACUGGGUGGAGGGUCACAAUAAAGACCUGAUGAACCAGCUGUGCACGUUUCUAAGGAACACGCUUUUAAAGUCUGUUGCAAAUUCCUGAUCCGUCAUGGUGAUUUUAUACUGCAUGUGGAAACUAUUCUAUUUGUUACCAUACUGUGACCACACAUUUGUUCAACUUUGUUGCAAUCACUAUUUUCUUUUGUAUGUUUUAAAAUGCCAAAACGUUUGGAAUAAAUGUGUUUAUGAAA